Molecule: messenger RNA, 595 nt
Organism: Prorocentrum cordatum
Lineage: Eukaryota; Dinophyceae; Prorocentrales; Prorocentraceae
Source: the annotation of a GenBank genome assembly
GCCCCGACCCACGACCCAACGCAGAUUGCAGCGACAACUACAGGCAGCGACGCUCCAACUGUGGUCCCGACUACGGCCGCGGGGCUCCAACUGCGGCGACAACCCGCCCACGCCUGCAUCCACAUGGGCACCGUGUGGCGCCAGGCCACAACGACUGCGGCAACAACGAAGGCGACAGCCGACGACCUGGCGCCGACGGGCGCCAUCAGAGGCGAUUCGAAGGACUCCGAGAGCAGGCAGGUGCGCUGCUGCCAGAACUACGCUCGCCCCAACAAGUUAGUGGCGAAGGCAUGUGACAUUUUCCACGAAUGCAUUUCGGGCACCGAGGACUUGCAGACCAGGCCGACCUUCAACAGAAUGAUUGAUCAUUGCUACAAGAACAAUGGCGGGUAUUUCGACCAUUCUGUUCGAGGACAAUACCCGCCUGGCGCGGGACGUCAUUGUCCAGGAGAUGGGGGUCCAGUGGUUGACUGAAGCAGGAGACCGGCUCGAGUAGUAGUCGAGUGGGUUGGGCACGGGGCACUGGGCUCGGAGGGAGGAAAGAGAGCGCGGAGGAACAUCGGCAGCGCAAGGCGCGCCGGCGCGAGGGAGGGGA